AUGAAAUUUAGAUUACCUUUCAAAUAUACAAGGUCACAGCUGGAAAUCUUUAGAUUCUCAUUUUGUCUCCUAGCUCCAGUGGCUGUCAUGUAUUAUAUUGGUACUGAUACAGAUAAGAAAUUGAAUGUUCCAGGGUUUUGGCCUGACCCUGAAACUUUGAAUAAGAUUCCGAAGGAAAGGUAUGAAAUUCAAGCAGAAUUGGCUAGAAUGAAGAAAGAAAGACUUGAGAAACGAAUUAAACUAGAGAAAAAAUUACAAGAAGAAUUUGGUAUAAAUGUAGAGGCUGAAAAGGCCAAAAUUAGAGAAGAGUUGAAAUUGGGAAAACAUGAUGAUCAUAAUGAUAACUGA
Messenger RNA from Maudiozyma barnettii, 348 nucleotides. RefSeq names its product Pet100p (gene PET100). The coding region runs from base 1 to 348 and encodes 115 amino acids. The transcript has a single exon. The record is from RefSeq and is a predicted model, not a curated record. Gene Ontology annotation, biological process: mitochondrial respiratory chain complex IV assembly. Gene Ontology annotation, cellular component: mitochondrion; mitochondrial inner membrane. Lineage: Eukaryota; Fungi; Ascomycota; Saccharomycetes; Saccharomycetales; Saccharomycetaceae.